CCCUGGGGGACCUGAUCGCCCCACGCGCGCCACCCCGCCGGGACGCUCCGCCCUCGGCCUCGCUGGUUGGCCCGGGCGCUGCAGCGAGCGGAGGCGGGAGGAGCUGGGCGCGCCCGCCACGCAAAACCACCACCGUGCUCAGUCCCCGGCGGCAGUGGCAGCGCUGACAGCGGCCCGUGCGCGUUGUCUCCACGGUGCCCUGCAUCCUGCAUCCCGCAUCCGCCACGCUCCCGGACUCCUCGCAAACGCCAGUGCUCACUAUGGGGAAGCCCACGAGCUCCGGAUGCGACUGGCGCCGCUUCCUACGGAAUCACUGGCUGCUGCUCUCCACCGUGGCCGCUGUGGUCCUAGGAAUUGUCAUAGGAGUCUUGGUUCGAGGACACAGUGAGCUCUCAAAUCUGGAUAAAUUCUACUUCGCUUUUCCUGGAGAAAUCCUGAUGAGGAUGCUGAAGCUCGUCAUUUUGCCACUGAUUAUAUCCAGCAUGAUCACAGGUGUCGCCGCUCUGGAUUCCAACGUAUCGGGAAAGAUUGGUCUGCGCGCUGUAGUGUAUUAUUUCUCCACCACAGUCCUCGCUGUAAUCCUAGGUAUUGUGUUAGUUGUGAGCAUCAAGCCUGGUGUCACUCAGAAAGUGAAUGACAUCAACCGAACAGGCAAAACCCCUGAAGUCAGCACUGUGGAUGCCAUGUUGGACCUGAUCAGGAACAUGUUCCCUGAGAACCUGGUUCAAGCCUGUUUUCAGCAGUACAAAACCAAGCGUGAAGAAGUGAAGCCUGCUGGUGAUCCUGGGGGGAACGGAACGGAGGCAUCUGUCACCACGGCCAUGACAACAAUGUCUGAGAACAAGACAAAGGAAUACAAGAUUGUGGGCCUGUACUCAGACGGCAUCAAUGUCCUGGGCUUGAUUAUCUUCUGCCUCGUCUUCGGACUUGUCAUCGGAAAAAUGGGAGAAAAGGGGCAGAUUCUGGUGGACUUCUUCAAUGCCUUGAGUGAUGCCACCAUGAAAAUCGUCCAGAUCAUCAUGUGCUACAUGCCGAUUGGUAUUUUGUUCCUGAUUGCGGGGAAGAUCAUAGAAGUUGAAGACUGGGAAAUAUUCCGCAAGUUGGGCCUUUACAUGGCCACCGUCCUGAGCGGGCUUGCAAUCCACUCCCUCAUAGUACUGCCGCUCAUCUAUUUCAUAGUCGUGCGGAAGAACCCCUUCCGCUUUGCCUUGGGCAUGGCGCAGGCUCUCCUGACAGCUCUCAUGAUCUCGUCCAGUUCAGCAACCCUGCCAGUCACAUUCCGCUGUGCGGAAGAAAAGAACCAGGUGGACAAGAGGAUCACAAGAUUCGUGCUGCCUGUUGGUGCCACCAUCAACAUGGAUGGCACUGCGCUCUAUGAAGCCGUGGCAGCCGUGUUUAUUGCGCAACUGAACGGCUUGAACCUGAGCAUUGGGCAGAUCAUCACCAUCAGCAUCACAGCCACUGCUGCCAGCAUUGGAGCUGCUGGGGUGCCCCAGGCUGGCCUGGUGACCAUGGUGAUCGUGCUGAGUGCAGUGGGGCUGCCUGCUGAGGACGUCACCCUGAUCAUUGCCGUUGACUGGCUCCUGGACCGGUUCAGGACCAUGGUGAACGUUCUGGGUGAUGCAUUUGGGACGGGCAUCGUGGAGAAGCUCUCGAAGAAGGAGCUGGAGCAAAUGGAUGUUUCAUCUGAAGUCAACAUUGUAAACCCCUUUACCUUGGAACCCACAGUCCUCGAUAACGAAGAAUCAGAUACCAAGAAGUCUUACGUCAAUGGGGGCUUCGCGGUAGACAAAUCUGACACCAUCUCGUUCACUCAGACCUCACAGUUCUAGAUGCCUGGCCUCAGAUACCCGGGAUUGUGAAGGCCAUCUCCACGGGAGCCAUCUCUUAGCAAACUCCAACAUUAAGGAACAAGGACACUAAGAGUCAGCUGUACAUUUAGUUUGAUAAACAGACCUCCAGAUUAUUUUCUACAUUUGGCUUUAUAGCCUUUGAUCUCUGGGUUUGGGGUUUGGGGGUGGGAUGAACUGAGAGGAAACUAAGAAAGUUGUGUUAUCUAGAUUUUCUAAUUCUAUAAAACAAAGUUUAGAAGUAUAAACUUAGAAGUAGUAACUAUUGGGAUUAGGUCAUAGAGAAAUUGCUUUCUCAUGCAUAGACCAGUGUUUGGGGUUUUUAAACAAUAUUAAUUGGUGACAAAUUUUUACUCAGGCUUUCUAUUGAUUGGACUUCCUUUUGCCUUCUUUUUAUAGACUAUAAUGCAUCUCAAAAGCCCCCACCCACUUAAUGUGCCAAAUUAUCCAUUUUGACCUCAUCUCCAGCUCCUCUCAAACUACCCUGGGUUAAAAAAAAAAAAAAAAAAGGAUCAGCAUAGUUCUGCAAUAACAGUUUAAAGAUAGUUGUGGGGUUUAGGGGAAGGGAAAGGGUUUUUUAUUCAAUGUACUGUAUCGAAACACUGGUAGCUGGUACCCAGUGUUCGGUAUAGAACUAUAUGUAUAUGUGUGUAUAUUUAUUAUUUUCAUGUAAUUUGCAAGACAGAGAUCAGUAAUGAACUAUCAAUGUGAAAUAAGCAGCUUUCCUUGUACUUGAAUCAAAACGAUAGUUUCGGCCAAGAUGUGCUUCGGAGCUCACCAGAACGCUGUCAGACGCUCUGGGAUGAGAGAUCAAGUUACUGGGUUACUGUGAUUCAAGCCCUAAAGCAGAAACAAACUGUGGUGAAACUCUAAGACGGCACAGCGGCACAGCCGUUCACUUACAACAGCUAGGGUCAAGCUCCCUGGAGGGGGGACUCCCAGUUAGCAUGGAAUAAGUACGUUUACAAAGGCACUGUUGAGGCAGGAAGUGCUCAGAUAGCAACGGAAGGCUUUGUUCUUCAAGUAGACCUCAAGACCCACUUCACAAGGCUGUCCCUUUUCUGCCCUUGGUUUUCUCUGCCCCGCAGGGCCAAACCAGCAGUGGCAAGCCAUCACCCGAGCUGUUUCAAAACAGGCUGCCUAAACUGAAAAGGCCUCCUUGCAAGGUGGCCAAGCCAUCCUUACACUGGAGUCUUUUUAUUUUAUCUCUUGGUAUUUUUAUUUUUUAGGUUUUUUUUUUUUGAGACAGAGUCUCUCUACAUAGCCCUGGCUAUCCUGGAACACACUAUGUAGGCUAGACCAGCCUCACACUCACAGAGAUCCUCCUGCCUCUGCCUCCUUAGUGCUGGCCUCAAAGGCAAAUGCCACAAUGCCCAGCUCUACACUGUAUUCUUACAGAAGAGAAGCCAGGCCAUAAGCGAUGGGUGCCAGUGGUUCAGGGGAAAGGUUCAGUCCUUCUCUGAAGAGGACUGUCCUGAGAAUCUUGGCCUUGCGGCUUAGACUCCUGUGUACCUUUCUCCUGCUAAUUCCUGAAGAUGGCUUAUGAAAAGUCUGUGCUUCUGUCCUUAUCCUGCAAAAAGAACCCAACAAGAAUUUGUUCUUAGCAUGGAGAUGGAUUCAUAACAGCCAUGAUUCAGUAGUGCCCUUAGGUCAUCUUAAACUCGCGCUUUUAUAUUGAAGACGCCAGGAAUUGUGCCAAAGAUAACAGGAAGGUAAGCGAAUGCUCAGUGUUGGCCACGUCCACCUGAAAGCUACAGACUGACCGUCACAGUGACCCGUGACUCCGAACUUUGAAGUACAAAUAUCUGUAUUCUUCAUAGGAAGUAAAUCUAAAUCUAAAUGAGGUUUAAUGAAUACUUUAUUUAGGGAUGGAAGGUUCUGUCCCCUUAUCAGGUGGCUCUCAUUAGUGGCAGUGAACUGGCAGAGCUGCUCACAAGGUCACUGGGGUCAUCCUUGUAACCAGCCACUUAACACACUGUGCUGUUAACUCGAGGACAUGUUCCAUUUCCUUCUCAAUAAACAUCUCCCACACUCUUUCUCCCCUUA
Messenger RNA from Mastomys coucha (southern multimammate mouse), 3896 nucleotides. RefSeq names its product solute carrier family 1 member 1 (gene Slc1a1). Gene Ontology annotation, molecular function: L-cysteine transmembrane transporter activity; glutamate:sodium symporter activity; L-glutamate transmembrane transporter activity. Lineage: Eukaryota; Metazoa; Chordata; Mammalia; Rodentia; Muridae. The record is from RefSeq and is a predicted model, not a curated record. The coding region runs from base 261 to 1832 and encodes 523 amino acids. Gene Ontology annotation, cellular component: plasma membrane. Gene Ontology annotation, biological process: L-glutamate transmembrane transport. The transcript is spliced from 12 exons.